This is a messenger RNA of Argentina anserina (silverweed cinquefoil), 1306 nucleotides long. Its product is annotated as F-box/kelch-repeat protein At3g23880-like. The transcript has a single exon. The record is from RefSeq and is a predicted model, not a curated record. The coding region runs from base 1 to 1191 and encodes 396 amino acids. Gene Ontology annotation, molecular function: protein binding. Lineage: Eukaryota; Viridiplantae; Streptophyta; Magnoliopsida; Rosales; Rosaceae.
AUGUCGGACGUUGUCUGCAUUCGGCGGCAGCGACAAGAAGUUGUCUCCGUUGUGUUUAGUUCUGACUCUCUUGAUUUAGAUGGUCUCAUUGUCGAGAUCCUCGCACGGCUACCGGCGAAAUCGCUACUCCGAUUCCGGUGUGUUUGCAAAGCAUGGAGGGCAUUGAUCUCCGAAUCGUACUUCAUCAAAAGACACCUCAUCUGCAUCAACAUGAACUUCAGCACCCGCUUCUCUCUUCUUACCAAAGAUCAGGUUUUCCGAUCCGCGGAACACAAAGCAGUAUUGAAGUGUUUCAGCCAUGAUGGUCAUCUUCGAACCAGAAUGCUUGAUUUUCCGGUACUUGAUUCUCGGUUUAAGAUUCCUAAUAUUCAAAUCGUUGGUAGUUGCAAUGGCUUGAUAUGUCUACUGCUUCAUAUUAGUGAUAUGCUUGAUAUUGAUGCUAUACAACAACCCUUUACCUUUAUGUUAUGGAACCCUUGUACUAGAGAAUCUCAGGUCCUACCCCUACCGCCCUUUCAUUCCCCCCAUAGUAACUUUCGGGGCUUCGGUUAUGAUUCAACCACUGAUGAUUACAAAGUAAUACUAGGUUGCUGUAGACCUGGUCAUGAAGUUGUUUUCGUCUUCACGCUAAAAACGGGUUCAUGGAGGAAGCUUGAAAGGCUCAACAGGUAUUUCCAUGUGCUUUCGGUAGGGAGUUUAGUUAAUGAAGCUCUGCAUUGGGUAUUGGAAGAUGGGUUUUUUAUUGCUUCCAAGUUGGUGUCAUUUGAUCUAGCAGAGGAAGAAUUUCAUGAGAUUCCAUUUCCCUUUCAUACCAAUACAUCUAAUGAAUGGGGAAUUAUUGCCAAUGUUGGAACUCUUAAUAAUUGCCUAACCAUGUGCAUUCAAACCACUGGUUCCCAACUUGAGUGCGAUUUUAAGAUGUGGGUGCUGAAGGACUAUGCAGUCAAGAAUUCUUGGACUGAAGUGAUAUAUAUUCCACUUCUAGAAGAUAAGUAUAUGUACGUGGCAUAUAUCUAUGGAAAUGGUGAAGUUUUGAUGUGGGCAACUCUCGAUGGCUUAUUGGCAUUAUACAAUAUGAAGGAAAAGACAUUUCAGAUUGCCAAAAAUAAAAGUGCUUAUGUGCAUGGAACUGCUGUCUAUUUAGAAACUUUAGUUUCGCCAUUAAUUGGCAGUACUGUUGCAAGCAUGUAAGACCAACAUAGGGAAUCACCUUCAGGAGUUCAGGGCACUCCUUUUGUAUGAGAUGCUGAAGUCAUAUGUUGUGUCUCUGUUUUGCUACUGUAUGAGAUGCUGUAGUCAUAUGUAA